UGGGUGAAGGUAUAUCAUGUCCAUACCCCCUUCAACCCUCCUUCUCUCCCACAUCCCUCCAAUAACUACUCUGUGUCUCAGUCUCAGGGCAAACCAGUGUACACCAGUGGAGGAGGUGGUAUUGGAGGAGGUGGUGAAGCUCCUCCUCAGAGGUUUGUGAGUUAUGACGAAGAACUGGGCCGCUCAGAGGGCAUGACCACUACUUCCUGUCAACAACAGGUGAUGACGAACGUCACCUAUAAAGUCGGAGCCUUCGCCUGGCUAUCGUACCUCUUCAUCCUCUGUGGGUUUGGUAGUGGCUGCUGUCUGAUCCCGUUCUUGAAACACUUUAAGGAUGUGUACCACUCCUGUCCUCGCUGUAACCGCAUUAUCCACGUGGAAAAGCCACGCUGCUGCUACCGCAUGCCACACCCGCCACUAGGGGAGCUGCUGCUGACCGCCAUACCACCACCCGCCACUAGGGGAGCUGCUGCUGACCGCCAUACCACCACCCACCACUAGGGGAGCUGCUGCUGACCGCCAUACCACCACCCACCACUAGGGAGCUGCUGCUGACCGCCAUAACAACACCCACCACUAGGGAGCUGCUGCUGACUGCCAAUAUGCUUUAAUACCAGCAGGAGCUGUGGCUCUGCUCUCAGUCUGACCACUGGCCACUCUCUCAGUCUGGGCUGGAUUCCAUUAGAAAGCGCAUCAGUACAGUGAAAUGCCUUUCUCACAGGAAACAUGCUCCCUUUCCCUCAUGCACCCACAGCUCGGUGGAGGAAUUGGAGAGUGGUUAUAUUUAUCCAGCCCCAUCCCUCAGCUGUUACCAAUGCAGUGGCGGGGUCAGGGUGACCGUUUGGUAGUUCUUUGAAUUGCAGAUUGCCCUUUAAAAUGUGGGUUUCAAUACUGCUCUUAUCUACACUCUUUCAUAACAGCGAGGGGAGAGGAAAAGGGGGGAUGUUUUCAGAAUGGAAUCAGCCGAAGAAGGGAGAGACCCCCUAGCAGCAGCCCCACAGAAACCUACAGGAUUACACAGUCAUAGGAUGAAUCCCAAAAUGGCACCCUACUCCCUAUAUAGUGCACUACYUUCGAGAGGGAGCUAGUACAAAGUAGUGCACUACAUAGGGAAUAGGUUACAAUUUGGUACGCACAUUAGUUUAAAUGCUGACCUAAUUUACUGUACCAGAGGGUUGUAAAUAGUAUYAAUCUGUAAACUAUUUUUUGUAAAAUUAAAAUAAAAACAAGCUAGCAGAUGAAGAUGUGGUAGAGCUCAACCUGGACCUUGUUCACAGAGGGAGCAGGGAUGCACAAUAACCUUCCCAGGUUUCCCACAAACCCAGGUUGGUAAAUGUAUACAUUACUAUCUAUAUUCCCUUGAAUAAGGCCCUGGGUUGAUCAACCGACAGACAUGAUUCCCUGGUAAAUGUAUACAUUACUAUCUAUAUUCCCUUGACUAAUGCCCUGGGUUGACCAACCGACAGACAACGAGCCCAAUAUUCAGAUAAUUAUCAUUAUAACUAUGAUUCCUACAAUCGGGCGUCAUUUAGGGCCCUCCCCAGGUCUUCCCCCUUUUCACAAAGCUGUUAUGUACAUAAAGGACUGGGUGUUUUACCUUAUUUUAGAAUAAACCAAAUUUGAUUUUAUUGAUAAAACUCAUCAGCCUGUCAACUACAAUGACGUGCAACAUCAUACAGCUAACCUGAUGGAGUUCUGUUAUAUUGUGUAACACCACACAGCUGACCUGAUGGAGUUCUGUUAUAUUGUGUAACACCACACAGCUAACCUGAUGGAGUUCUGUUAUAUUGUGUAACACCACACAGCUGACCUGAUGGAGUUCUGUUAUAUUGUGUAACCACACAGCUAACCUGAUGGAGUUCUGUUAUAUUGUGUAACACCACACAGCUGACGAGACAUGGAGUACUGUUAUAUUGGUGUAACACCACACAGCUGACCUGAUGGAGUUCUGUUAUAUUAAUGU
Salvelinus sp. IW2-2015 is the source of this 1963-nucleotide messenger RNA. Lineage: Eukaryota; Metazoa; Chordata; Actinopteri; Salmoniformes; Salmonidae. The record is from RefSeq and is a predicted model, not a curated record.